ACAAGAGCCAAUCACAUUAAAGACAAUGUCUGGCCCGCCUCCUGCCUGUGACACUCUGGAUCGUGGCUGGACAGAGAAACUAUAAAGUUUCCUGACAAGUCAAGAGGGAGAAGGAGAAGAGAUUGAACCAUGAGAGAGAGCCUUGCUUUUGUGUCAUCCCAAAACAUGGCGUUCACUGACUCCAUGAAACCCACUGAGCUGUCCACAGACAAGAAGGGGAUACAGAGGAAAAACUGGAGGAACAAAAUAAGAUUUCUCUUGAAGUCCAACUCCUCCCAGUCGAUAGUACAUCAGAUGAAAAACAGAUCUUACAGGCCGACUGCUGAUGACACGCACCAAUGGGCGCAGUCACUUGACAAACUACUGAGUCAUAAAUAUGGGAAAGCUGCGUUUUGUAUCUUCCUGAAGUCUGAGUUCUGCGAAGAGAACAUCGAGUUUUGGACAGCCUGUGAAGAUUUCAGGACCCUCACUUCGCACAAAGAGCUGGCGUCCAAGGCCAACAGUAUUUACGAGGAGUUCAUUAAAAGUGAAGCACCCAAAGAGAUAAACCUCGAUUUCCACGCAAAGAACGCCAUCGCCCAGAGUCUUCACGAGCCCAAUUCGGACAGCUUCCUGGCAGCUCAGAGGAAAGUCUACAGCCUGAUGGAGAACAACUCCUACCCCAGAUUUAUCUACUCCGACCUCUACAAAGAACUGUGUGCAGCUGCCAGGGGGAGAGGGCAAGCACAUUAAGUCCUAGUCAAACCAGACACCCACUUCUGAAGUCAUUUGUUUACCGCUGUAACUGUGUGAAUAGACCGCUGAUGGUCUUCAUUCGGUGCACUGCCUCAGGAUAAUAGACCUUGCAUGCAAAUCCUGAGCAUAAACAGUAACGGUGAGUGCAGAAAACGCAAAAGUGAAGCCAUUUUUUUCUUUCCCCUGCUGAGAGCUCGCAGCGAUGACGUCAGGAUGAUUAGGCAGGAUGUUGUAUGCUGCAGCAGGCAGCGCUCCGAGCACUUCUACCGGAUGGGAUUAGGGUUACAUUUACUUCACUGGGCCAUUACCUGCUCUUUCUUUAUUACGCUAUUAGAAUUUGGUAUUUUGGUCAAUGAUGCGCUUUCAAGAAAAUGCUGUUAAAGUGCAACUGCGUUCAAAGCUGAGAUGACUCCCAUCUCUUACCGAUGAUCCUGUUAGAAUGUGUUUCUCUGCUCAUAUCCACUUGAAGACUUUUCACAGUUACAUUACAGUCACAUACACCUGAUGACUUUCUCUGUUUCUCGGGUUUUCAUUUUCACCGAUGUGCUUGGAUCUGUUUACACAAAAAGUGCAACAAAUAUUAUUUAUUGUAAUUACUGCAGGUGUUGAUUGUGAAUUUAGGUUUGCAGGCAGCUGGACUGCUUGAGAAAUUAAAUGUUUUUUUCAAUUCUGAAA
Molecule: messenger RNA, 1410 nt
Organism: Etheostoma cragini (Arkansas darter)
Lineage: Eukaryota; Metazoa; Chordata; Actinopteri; Perciformes; Percidae
Product: regulator of G-protein signaling 21-like
Exons: 5
Coding region: 130-732 (200 amino acids)
Source: RefSeq, a predicted model, not a curated record